AUGAUAUCUCCAGUUAAUUAUACGGUAUCUUCCUCGGACAGACAGGUUGAAAAUGUGAGUCAGAAAUCUGGAUUUAUACCCUACCAGAAUCAACUUCAGUAUACAAUAGACUCUACAAGUUCUUACCAACCUACAUUUCCUUCUUCAUUUUAUCAACCAUGGGACGUUUACAACUCGCCACACCUGGAAACCAACUCCAUCAGACAAUCUUCUGUUACCAUCGAGUCUCCAGUAUCUAGAGAUGGUAGCAUUGAGUCUCAUUUGGAUCUUGAUUCAAGUCUAUUAUCUUCAAGAUAUUCAACUACUCCUACCACAACUCCACCUCUAAUUACCGAUAGCGACAGUGGAAAUUCUUCCGGAUUUGUAUCUGAUUCUAGUCCCCAACCUGCCACCUCGUCAUCACCUAACGUUCCUCCACCGAUCUCUACAACAGACCUUGGUAGAAAAUUAUCUGAUCCUGAGAAGACUACAAGCAAGAAGAAUUCAAGAACAAAUUACAGUCCUCAACAAGAUUAUGAAUGCUCAAUGGCGGAAGCUGAAUUUAAAUGCCAUCAACCAACCAAACAUAAGAAUAUAACACAAAGAUUCAGACAGUUUUAUAUAUUCUAG
Molecule: messenger RNA, 609 nt
Organism: Lottia gigantea (owl limpet)
Lineage: Eukaryota; Metazoa; Mollusca; Gastropoda; Lottiidae
Exons: 3
Coding region: 1-609 (202 amino acids)
Source: RefSeq, a predicted model, not a curated record